Molecule: messenger RNA, 3002 nt
Organism: Eleginops maclovinus (Patagonian blennie)
Lineage: Eukaryota; Metazoa; Chordata; Actinopteri; Perciformes; Eleginopidae
Gene: ptpn22
Product: protein tyrosine phosphatase non-receptor type 22
Exons: 26
Coding region: 219-2558 (779 amino acids)
Biological process (GO): peptidyl-tyrosine dephosphorylation
Cellular component (GO): cytoplasm; nucleus
Molecular function (GO): non-membrane spanning protein tyrosine phosphatase activity
Source: RefSeq, a predicted model, not a curated record
ACACUGUUUUUAAUCUGACCACAAGAACCUGUUUGCUGCUUCCUCUGACGCGCCUCACAUGUUCCCUCACAACAGUUCCUCCAUGUGACAGUCGACUGACACAAGUGCUCUGUGCAGCAGCAGAGGAAGCCCUGAUCCAGAGCCUCCAGGACCCUAACCCCCAUGACCCCCAGACCAGGACCGAGGUGUCCUGACAUGCCUGAGAGAGGAGUCCCAUCAUGGAGCAGCAGGCCCGGAUUGUGAGGAGCUUCCUGGCGCAGAAGCAGGAGGCUGGGGACGGCUUCACUGGGGAGUUCGCUAGGUUAAAGAGCCAGUCGAUGAGGUACCGCUCCGACCGGACAUUCCCCACAAAGACUGCAGAGAAACAGGAGAACAGCAAGAAGAACCGCUACAAAGACAUCGUGCCCUUCGACUACACCAGAGUGAAGCUCACGAUCACCACGUCUAAAAAUGACAGCGAGUACAUCAACGCCAGCUUCAUCAAGGGGGCCUCGGGGUCCCGGGCUUACAUCGCCACGCAGGGUCCGCUGCCUCACACGUUGCUGGACUUCCUCAGGAUGCUCUGGGAGUACAACAUAAAGGUCGUGGUGAUGGCCUGCCGGGAAUUUGAGAUGGGAAAGAAAAAGUGUGAGCGUUACUGGCCCGAGCAGCAGGAGCAGGUGUUUGUCUGCGAGCCGUUCACAGUUCACUGCGACUCGGAGGAAAUAAAAGGAGAUUAUCUGACGAGGACGUUGCGGCUGACCCAUCGCAACUGUAGCCGGACUGUGAAGCAGCUGCAGUAUUUCAACUGGCCGGAUCACGGCGUGCCGGACUCCGUGCCCCCCAUCCUGGACAUGCUGCAGGAGAUGAGAUCCUACCAGGCGCAUGACGAGGUUCCGUUCUGCAUUCACUGCAGUGCUGGCUGUGGCAGGACAGGUGUGCUGUGUGUCAUUGAUUACACCUGGAGCCUCCUGAAGAAGCAGAUGAUCCCUGCAGAUUUCAACAUCUUCGACAUCGUGCAGAGCAUGCGCACUCAGAGGCCGUCCGUGGUUCAGACUAAGGAACAAUACGAGCUGGUGUACAGGACCAUCCGGCUGCUGUUUGAGAGGUUCCUGCAGGCCCAGGAGGAGCAGACCUGCAGGGAGGUAGCGGGGGUCCCGUCCUCUGCCCCCCCUGACACAGAGAGCUCCCUCUCAGAACUCAGUGACGAAGAGGAGCUGCGUCAUCAGUACCAGCUGCUGCUGCAGGAGGAAGAGGCGGAGCUCUCACACUGCUCCCGCUGGCCUCCUGCUGCACAAAACCACAUUACCCAGACGGUGCUGCAGGAGGGGCCCUGGAGCCAUGUAGAGGAGGGGGUCGAUGAUGUGCUGUCCCUGAACCCGCCCCCCUCUCCAGCCGUGUCUGCAGCCAUCUGUCUGAUGGUGGAGGACCCUUACUUCGACUCCCCGUCGUUAGAGGAGCCCCCCCAAGAGGAAGCAAAGUGGACAGCCAGCCCUGUGUUCAGCCCCCCCGCCCUGCACCUGAACGACCAGGAGCUGAACUUACCUGCCGCAGAUCCUGCUGCAGCGGACAGAGAUGAAGAGGAAGCCCCUCCUCUUCCUCAACGAACCCCUGAAUCCUUUGUGACGGCUGUGGAUCCAGCGCCCUCCCCCCCCUCUGAACGGCUGAUGGUCAUCAUCCCUCCCAACGCUGCUGCUGAGGCUCUCAGGGAGUUAGGAGGUAACCCCCCCUCACCUGUGCCGCCUCUCCCAGAGAGAACACCUGAGUCCUUCGAGCUGGCCCUCGAUGAAGCCGCGGUGCUGCAGAGGUCAGAGUUCACCCGGAGCAGGAUCGGCACGUCUUCAGAGUGGAGCUCCUCCUCUUCAUCACCUCACACUGAGAGCAGACCCUGGAUCAGGAGCAAGACCAUGAAAGCCAAGAUGACCUUCUCAGCGGUUCCAGUAACGCUUCCUGAACUGACAUCAUCUCCAAACCUCCAGCCUCCCUCCCCCACUCCUCCCACACUUCCCACAGUGGAGGAGAGCCUGACCCCCCCCCUCCCUGUCAGAACCCCGGAGUCCUUCAUCCUCCCCAUAGAGUCAGUUCCUGUGCCCCCUCCCCUGCAGAAGCCCUCCCGGACCCCCCCUCAGUUCGGCCGGUCCUCAGAGUGGGACGGGACGGCUCAGCCCAAGAGAUUCCUGGACGUGGUGAUGAGCCGGAGCAAGAGCGUCCGAGCUAAAAGUUCCAGACAAGAGCCCCCCACUGUGCUUCAGCAGCCCACUCCCCCCACUGCAGCGGCUGCAACAGGAAGUGCAGCAGAGGCGGCGGGGGGGCAGUCUGAUAUCCAGCGCAGACCCUCCCUGAAGACGGAGACGCCAGGGAACAAAUCGGAGAAGAAAGAGGAGAAGGGCAUGACUCGCUCGAGGAGCCUCAAGUUCUUCAGACACAAACAGAAACCCAAAACUGCUCCUCCCCCCCCUCCGUCUCAACCGGAGGCUCCUGCAGCAAACGGAGCGUCGGCCUUAGGAUUCAAACUCGGAUUUGGAUACCGCUUUGGGAAACCUAAAGGCCCCCGCAGUCACCCGGAGACCUGGGUCUGAUGAUAUUGAAGAUGAGGCAACGCGUCGCUAACGGACAGCAGCAGUUCUUCAAACACAGAACGCCCUGAAGCUGAAGCUGAAGCUGAAGCUGCUUUCUCUUUCCUCUGUUCCAUCGCUGACGCACUUUGUCCUGCAGGGAGGAUUUGAUCACUGAUGGACGGACUGCUGCACCAACGACUUGAAUGUUUAAUAAAUCUCAGCUGCAGAAUGAUCGGGUUGAAGAGGCAGAGGAAUAUAUUUUAAUGUGUGUGUGUGUGUGUGUGUGUGUAUGUAUGUGUGUGUGUGUGUGUGUGUGUGUGUGUGUGUGUGUGUGUGUGUGUGUGUGUGUGUGUGUGUGUGUGUGUGUGUGUGUGUGGAUCAUUUGCAAUCAUAAGACACACAGGCAGUGCACCAUCCGUCUGUAUUUAAAUGAAUAUCUUAAAGGAUAAGUGUAUUUUGAGGAGC